Lactuca sativa (garden lettuce) is the source of this 1846-nucleotide messenger RNA. RefSeq names its product phosphomevalonate kinase, peroxisomal. NCBI's taxonomy places the organism in Eukaryota, Viridiplantae, Streptophyta, Magnoliopsida, Asterales, Asteraceae. The record is from RefSeq and is a predicted model, not a curated record. Gene Ontology annotation, biological process: isopentenyl diphosphate biosynthetic process, mevalonate pathway. Gene Ontology annotation, molecular function: ATP binding; phosphomevalonate kinase activity. Gene Ontology annotation, cellular component: peroxisome.
GUUAGAGAUCGAAACACGAAGCCCAAACACACGGUAAAUCCAUUUGGAUCAUUCGCCUCCGAAAGACCGCCAUAGCAGACUUCUUCCCAAACUUCGAAGCUUCAACAGUGACUACGUACUACUGUCUCAUUUCCCUACUAUCGAACUGCUUUUCUAGCUCAGAUUGAGAACAUUCAAGACAUAAUGGCAGUAAUUGCAUCUGCUCCAGGGAAGGUUCUGAUCACAGGAGGUUACCUAGUUUUGGAGAGGCCAAAUGCCGGGAUUGUACUAAGUACAAAUGCUCGUUUUUAUGCAAUUGUAAAGCCAAUUUAUGAUGAACUAACGCCAAACAGUUGCCUUUGGUCAUGGACAGAUUUGAAGUUAACUUCUCCUCAAAUGGGCAGAGAAGCUAUCUACAAAAUGUCACUAAAGCAUUUUACUCUUCAAUGCACUUCCAGUGAAUCAAGGAACCCUUUUGUGGAAUAUGCAGUGCAAUAUGCUGUAGCAGCAGCAUAUGCAACAUUUGGUAAUGACAAGAAGGAUGCACUUCAAAAACUGCUUCUGAAAGGUUUUGAUAUUACAAUUUUAGGUGGCAAUGACUUUUAUUCCUAUCGCAAUGAGAUUGAAGCACGUGGGCUUCCACUAACCCCGGAAUCACUGGCAUCUCUACCACCUUUUUCUUCAAUUACUUUGAAUUCUUCAAGUGGAGAAAGUUGUAAGCCUGAAGUUGCAAAAACUGGGUUGGGAUCUUCUGCAGCCAUGACCACAGCAGUGGUUGCUGCUUUACUUAAUUACCUUGGAGUUGUUAAUCUUUCAUCUUCUAGUGGGGCCCAAUAUCAAGAAAAUCUUGAUGUGGUGCAUAUUAUAGCCCAAAUGGCACACUGUAUUGCUCAAGGAAAAGUUGGGAGUGGAUUUGAUGUUAGUUCAGCUGUUUAUGGAAGUCAUCGUUAUGUAAGAUUUUCACCACAAGUUAUCUCUUCUGCUCAGAAUGUAAUCAGAGCCCUACCACUAGAAGAAGUUGUGUCUGAUGUCUUAAAGGGAAAAUGGGAACAUGAAAAGACCAAAUUCUCCUUGCCACCAUUAAUGAAUCUGUUACUAGGUGAGCCAGGAACUGGAGGAUCAUCAACUCCAUCAAUGGUUGGUGCUGUAAAAAAAUGGCAGAAAUCUGAUCCUCAAAACUCAUCAAAUACAUGGAAACAAUUGUCAGAAGCAAAUACAACACUUGAAGCACAAUUAAAUUUGUUAAGCAAAUUCGCAGAAGAAUAUUGGGAAACGUAUAAAGCUGUUAUUUACAACUGCAGCAUGUAUCAAUCAGAAAAGUGGAGAGAGCAAGCAAGUGAAACGAUAAGUCAAGAAAUUGUGAAAACAUUAUUUGGAGCUCGGGAUGCCAUGCUUAACAUCAGGUUUCACAUGAGGGAGAUGGGGAAGGCUGCAGGAAUACCUAUAGAACCGGAAUCACAAACUCAACUUUUGGACGCGACAAUGAACAUGCCCGGAGUUUUGUUGGCAGGAGUUCCUGGAGCCGGAGGUUUCGAUGCGGUAUUUGCAGUUACGUUAGGAGAUUCCGGCCAACACCUUUCUAAAGCGUGGAGCUCACACAAUGUUUUAGCUUUGCUAGUGAGAGAAGACCCUCGUGGUGUUUCUUUAGAGAAUGCUGAUCCUCGAACCAAUCAAAUCACAUCCGGUAUUUCUUCUAUUAGUAUCGUGUGAUAUUGUAUUUUUAAUUUCAUGAUUACUUUAUUUAGAUGGAAUACAUGAUCACAUUGUUUUCGGAGUAUUAUAGGAAUAAAGUCGGUGUUUAUUGUUGUAUUUUUCUUCGAAUGUUGUAAUACGUAAAUUAAAUUGAUGAGUUAUGAACUUUGUAGCA